Molecule: messenger RNA, 3114 nt
Organism: Stylonychia lemnae
Lineage: Eukaryota; Ciliophora; Spirotrichea; Sporadotrichida; Oxytrichidae
Source: the annotation of a GenBank genome assembly
AUGCUUCACAAACGCUAAUAGAGACCAUAAAUCUCCGAAAGAUCACUCUCUGACCGCAGACCUUCCAAAGAAAGAAAACUAUCAAGAGAUUCUUCGCCUUCAACUUCAUAGCACUUCCCUCCAGCUUAUGGGGAUGACUACAGCUACAAUAGUGAUGAUAGCGGAUCACAAUAUAAUACAGAAUCUAAUAUCUCCAAUGUAAAACUCAAAAAAAAGCUCAAUGACAUCUAAAUGAAAAAAGAACAGAAGUAUUUCACGGAGUCACACUCAUAACUGAAGAAUUUGAAUGAAAAAGAUGAGGUUUAAACGAUACCUGAUGAUGCUGAAAUAAUUACAAUAACUGACGAAGAAGCAAAUGAAAUAUAUCUUAAGGUAUGUCUGCAGGUAUAGAAUAGAAAAGGAUACAUAAAAAAGAACUGGUCAGAUGACGAGACUAAGUUACUCAAAUGGGCUGUCAUAACCUAUACUAAGCAGAGAAACAUAUCAUAUCAAUAACUUACUAUGAAUGACUGGUAGAACAUUGCAAGAUUAGUACCUGGUAGAAAUGACAAUUAAUGCCACUACAAAUGGCAGAGUGAAUACAAAACUCAACCACAAAAAGCUCCUUGGACCUAUGAGGAGGAUUUAUUGUUAAAAUAGUUAGUUGGUGAGAGAGGCUAGAAAUAAUGGCAAGAAAUAGCAAAUGAAAUCAACAAAAAGAUGGGGAAUAAUAAGAGACAGGGUAAGUAGUGCAGGGAGCGAUGGAUUAACUUCUUAUCACCAGAUAUCAAGAGAGAGCCUUGGUCACCCAAGGAGGAUCUUUUAUUGCUUGAAAAGCAAAAGUAAAUUGGCAAUCAAUGGGCCUAAAUUGCCAAAGAGAUCCCGGGUAGAACUGAAAACCAAGUCAAAAACAGAUUUAACUCUAUGCUUAAAAAGAUAAGGGAGGAAAAGACAUUCAAGAGCGAGGUAAAGGCAGGGGUCUAGGAGGCUCUUCUAUAAAUUGAAAAUAAAGAUGAAAAUAAGAGUGAACUAGAGGAAUAGUGGAUAGAAGAGCUCAUUCAAAGAAAGAAGUUAGAUAUCUUAAACAUGCCUGAAGAUGAAGAGUUUAAGGAUGAUGGAGAUUUGAAUGCCAACUACUACUCAUAGGUAUCUAACAAUAAAGAUAAUUAAAUGGAUGAUGAUAUUAGGAAGAAUUACAUGACCUAAGAUCCUGUCUCAAACUCAAAGCAUUUUCUUUAAGGUGAUAGUUCAAUGAAAAACUAGACUGGAAUAACUGGAAGCAGCAACUAAUAGUAAUUUCAGUAACAAUUCUAGUAGCAGAAUAAUAAACAGUCGGAAAGUGAAGGGAAAAAUGGAAAUGCUGACCUAAGAUCCCAGUCAUAACCUCCUCAAAAUCAAAAAUAAAAUUAAUCUACUUAGAUGUAGUAAUAGUAAGAUCAUCAUCAAUAACAGUAAACAAUAUUUGUAUAAUAGUAAACCAUAAGUCCCAUUCAACAGCUUAUCUAAUAGAAUCAGUAAAGAUAGUCAAACUUCAUUUAAAAUUAGCAAGUCUAUCCAGGACACUAGUUUUAGAACAUAAAGAUACUGCAAUAAUAAUAGCAGUAAAAACAGAUGGUACAGGCAUAGCAGUAGAUCCUGACAAUAGAUUAAAUCAAGCAAUUCUUGAAUCAAAGCUAACCUCAAUUAAUGCCACUUAUAGAUGCUUUAAUUUAAUCUAAGGUUAGUGACUAGGUUCAAAUAAUACAAAGACAAAUACAAUAGCCAGUAACAGGAUUCAUUGGGGAUAAUAAGGCUUUAUAUAGUAAAGGCCUUGGGGAUGAUCUUGAGAAAAGACUUCAAAUCCUUUCUUCAUUCAAAAACUCCAUGACCAACAAUAGUCACAACAGUUCACCAUAGGAUGGAUCAGUCAUUGUAAGAAGAAGAUGCAGAAGUUAGUCUAAUAAACUUAAUGAACUUAAAAACAACCUUUUAAACUUUCACAAAAUUGAAAAGUCGAGUGCUAAUCCUAAUGCAAAUAUAAAUGUGAGCGGGAGCAAUACAUUAAGCAUGGCAAAUUAAAAUAAAAAAUCUGACAGCAACAACCUUAAUCAAUCAUCUGGCUCAAUUCAAUAAGACCUGACUAUCCCAAACGUACUGCCUUAAAAUUCAAAGAAGUUUGUUGAGGUCCGUUCAGGAGAAAUCUUAUACGUUAAGGAAAACGGAGAAGCCUAUUAUUAAAAACAUGCGAAUGAUUAGAAUCUUAUAAUGAUAAAAGAGUUCUCUCAGCUAGCAAUUUAAGACUCCCCAAUGAGUGUGAGCAGUCAAAUAUAAGAAGCUUCAAACUCAGGUUAGUAGAAAUAUAGCGGACUUAGCUUCCCAGUACCGCUAAACCCAAUCCAUAAAAAGUAUGACCAGUAAGAUCAGCAGCCAAGACAAGGCUUUACUAGCAACUGGAGUACACAGGGAAACCCAGGUUCAGGUGGAGUCAUAAUCCAGAGAACAAGUCCAGGUACUCAAGGAAUCUUUAGAAGUGGAAGUGCUAAUUCCUUGUUUAAUCUUGGAACCCCAAAAAUAGAUCAAUUUAGUCCCAAUACCUUCUUGAUUAAUGGAGGAGGUAAUAAUAAUGCUGGAUAGCAACAUUCUAAUGGACAAAAUUCAAUUAAUGGAAUGCUUUAAAACUCUAUAAAUUCUCCAUUUGGAAUGACUAAUACACCUCCAUUUGAGCAUCAUUUUAUAAAAUCCAAUAACUCACCAGGCACAGCUAUUAUCUAUAACGGUACCCCUCUAUUUAUAAGUAAUUCAAAUGGUAGCCCGAUGUAAUUCACAUAGAAUAUGGGAGACGGAGGUCAAAAUGUUCUUAAUCUUCUAAAUAAUGGAUUAGCAUAAACUUAGUCUAUGUAGAACAAUUCACCGAUCAUAAUAAAUCAAAGUGGAUUCUAGGCCAUAGGGCCAGGAGGUAUUUAAUAAUAAAACUCUCCAGGACAGUUCAUUAUCCAUUCUGGCAAUGGUCAAAUCACCUAGUAAUAAUUUACACCUCCUCUUUAAAGCAAUCAAAAUCUGAUUGGACAAGGAAACAGUCUUUUCAGACCACCAACAAAUAGGACUUAGCUCCACAAAGUAAAUAGCAACUAGAUGUAAGGUAGUCAUCAUCAGUGA